Molecule: messenger RNA, 2227 nt
Organism: Homarus americanus (American lobster)
Lineage: Eukaryota; Metazoa; Arthropoda; Malacostraca; Decapoda; Nephropidae
Product: E3 SUMO-protein ligase NSE2-like
Exons: 6
Coding region: 115-774 (219 amino acids)
Biological process (GO): double-strand break repair via homologous recombination; protein sumoylation
Cellular component (GO): Smc5-Smc6 complex; nucleus
Molecular function (GO): zinc ion binding; SUMO ligase activity
Source: RefSeq, a predicted model, not a curated record
UCACGUCUGUUCUAACUUCUAUAUCAUAUGUUGUUGUUUUGACUUUUAAAACCAUAUCAAGGUGUCAACUGGUUCACUAACUUCACUUUACCGCAAACAAAUCGCUGUCUCAAAAUGCCACGCCCUAAAGAGGAUAUAUUUUCUAAGAACGUUGAGAAGACUGUUGGUCAAGUCAAGAGGUGUGCCUUCUCGGUGCUGAAGUAUGUCGCGGAUGAUGACCUUAAAAGCAAGCAUUUAUCCGACCUUGAGCAAGUCUUAGUGAUGUGCGUAGAAGCAAAGCACUCUGUAGCUAUCUCUCGGGAAGCAGCCAAGGAAGCAGAAGGAAGAGCAAAGGAUGACACGAAUGAUGAAUCAGAUGUAGAAAAAUAUGAAGAGGCCUACCUAGAGAACCUCGAGGAACUGAAGCAAGACAUAAAUAUGCAGACAGUUAUAAAUAAGGACCCUAAUGUGAUGGCAUUUAGAAAACAAUUAAUGGCACAAGUUGUUCCAGCAAUGGUUACCAGAGAUGAAGAUUUGGUAACAACACAAGAGACUAUCAACUAUAUAGACCCCAUCAGCAAGAAGACCAUAACAGAUCCUGUUCGCAACAUACACUGUGGUCAUGUUUAUGAUAGAGCAUCAGUAAUCAGCAUGAUCCAAGGGAAUAAACGUAAAGGUUUCCGAUGCCCAAGCAUGGGAUGUGCGUAUCGUGUACGUCUUGCUGUCACUGACUUAGAGGAUGCUCUUGAUGUAAAACGAAACCUGUUACUCCAGGCGGCCUCAGGGAAGAUGUAGGAGAAUAAUGGGAAUACUGUAUGUCUGUCUUUAUCUUACUGUAGACCAUUGGUGACUUCUAGUAUAAUUGAGGGCCUCCGAAGCACAAGGCUGCAAGCGCCACCACGGGGGAAAUUGAGUUACUGGUACCAACAUAUUUUCUAAGUUGAGUUGUGUCUUGUGGAGCUUGGAUUUGCAGCCUUGUGUUACUCUUCACAUGGUCAAAAAAGCACUGACAUACAUUGGUUUGUGUACCUAAAAGGACCAUGUUCAACGCUCAUUCAUCACACAAGGCCGCAAGUCUCGCCCCACCACACCGAAUCCCUUUAACUGACAUAGCAGCCAAUGACAGGUGUGCGUCACCCACCACACCUCCCAGCUGAACAAAUGACACAGCGAGUAGACCUGCUUCGGCUAAUGGGUGUGCAUCUGUGGUACCUGGGCCGCGAUGUAUGACACUCGUACACAAAACUUUUACAACAAGUAUCUUCAAAAUAAAACAAACCCCACCUCAAUAUCUUUAUUGGUUGUGGAGUAACAAACAAAAAACUUUAGGGGCUUGUUUCUCACUUUUUAAAAAAUGGCGCUUGCGGCCUUGUGAUUCAAAGGCCCUCAAUAAUCAAACAAUCUUUCAGGGUUUUUUCUAGUAAAGAUACAGGGUUACAAACGGGUUCUUCCUGAGGACGUUCAUAAGUCGGAACACAUGCUAUGUGCAUACCGUACUUACAGACCAAUGUUUAAAAUCCCACUUAUAUCAUAGCCCAAGUCCUUAUAUAAAUCUAAAAUCAAUUAAUUUAAGAGCAAAGAAGAAAUAGAAUGACAAAAUACAGUAAAUGAAAGUAAAAAAUAAGUCAUCAGGUAAAUAAAAUACUGUACUGUAAAUUAAAAGAUUAGCCCCGUUCAUACCGGCAGGCGUUUGUAAGUCCGGGACCCUCUGUACUGAACACAAAUGCAAGAUACUCAUCAUUUGUAUAUCUGCUGGCACCAUCAGAAUUUGAAGAUAUAAAAUAACAUAUGUUCUAUAGGACCCAUAGCUACAUAAGAAAUAGUUGGAGGAUUAAAAUACCACUCAUUUGUAUUAGAGAAUACAGUACUGUAGUUAUGCUCAUUGAAGCUGAUGCAUUUGUAAAGUGACAGAUGGUACAAGGAACAUGUGUUAAGCUUGCAAACACUAAGAAGAAAAUCUGAAAUGUUUUUGGCAUGUAGUAUUAGUUGGUGAUAACAUUUCAUUUCGGAGGAUAUUAUAAGAAAUAUUAAUGAUAAUUUUUUUUAGAAAGACCAGGGUUUUAGAGCAUGAAGCAUCAGACUCAAUAAAUUACAGUAAAACUUUAGUAGAUUAUUAUGUAACUAAAUUACUCGGUAUAUUAUUCUUGGAAGUUCAUGUUUCAUAUUUCUUAAGUAAAAUACUGUAGUUUGUACAAAACAGUGAAACAGUAAACAAAGAUAUGUCCAAUUGGGCUAUACUGUAUAUGUA